UUCUUCUUCACCUUUACCCUUACUAUUUUUACGCAUACAUUCUUUAAACAAUUAUGGAAAAAUUACUCCAGUGGGCAGUCAACAACAGUGAACUGAAACCUGAUCCGUCCAAGUUUGAUCCAGCUGUCAUUGAAGCAAUCCUCGGUAAAGACGAUGCCACCCGCAUGAAAGAGGCUGUUGAUUGCAUUAUCGAUCCAAAGGAUACACUCGAGAACAAAGAGAUCGCGCUGGAUAACUUGGAAAUGGUAUGAAUUGUAUUGGCAGAAAAAGAGCAACUAAGGGAUACAGGCAAAGCAUACUCACGAAAUACUAACUGCUUUGUUUGCGUAUGGAUUUUAUGUACAUAUAGCUUAU
Molecule: messenger RNA, 354 nt
Organism: Zychaea mexicana
Lineage: Eukaryota; Fungi; Mucoromycota; Mucoromycetes; Mucorales; Lichtheimiaceae
Exons: 3
Coding region: 54-251 (65 amino acids)
Source: RefSeq, a predicted model, not a curated record